CCGCGGCACCUCGCCACAGUCUCAUCUAAGCCACAGCUAUGCGCGCAUCCUCCCCAUCAUAGCCGAAAAUUCCACAUUCGAAACCCCGAGACGCGACCCGACGCGACGCGAAACUUCAGUUUACAAUUUCGAACUCGCGAUUAUUUUAUAAAUUGAAAUAAUUGAACUUUAUAAUAUUAUUUCGGACUUAACAGUUGGCGGCAAACGGUAAAGUUGUGUGUUGUGUAAAGUGUUUGCAUACUUUCAGAGCUUCUAAGAUUUUAUUUCGUUCUGUGUAUCGGUGUACCGAAACAUUAUGUUCGUGUGAAAGUGUUGUAUUUUAUUUUGUGCACAUUUUAUUUGGAUUUAUUUGCUCCGGAAAUUUUUGGACCGAUAUGACAAUGAAGUACUCGGGCGGCACACUUUUAGGGAAUUUCAAUUAGUUAAUCGUCUCUAGCUCAGUAAUUUUACAGGCAGCUAUAGAAACAAGAUGCUGGGGUGUGCUCUUAGAAGAGUUACCUCAGUGUUUAUCCUCCUCGCUGCAAACGCUAACUCCUUCAGCUCGGCUGACGACAGCCGGUGCUUAGACAAGUAGAUGAUCGACAGACGCAAAUAAACUUUAAAUUUCGGCCUUUACACAAAUUCCAAAAUUUGAACGUUUAAUCGAAGCUAGUCAAAUCAAUUCGAAGUAGCAGUAGUUACCAAUAAAGAGUACAGUAAAGAACACGGUGUGGUGCGUGCCGUUGGACCCGCCACUACGGUGGUAUGCUGUAUAUUGCAUCUUGUGUCGACUGUGCGCUGACUGGUCGCUACGUCACGUGGCUUCCCGGCGCGCGACUUCAGUGCUGGAUGCUACUAACUGUAUACACGUUACCACAGCUUGCCGUCUCUGCGAAGAUAUUGUGCCUCCUGAUGGUGGUGAUCUGCGGUGCGGUGCCAUCAAUGGUUCGGUCAGUGCGUCUGUACAGCCAGUGCUCCCAUAUGUACGUCAACGUGUUCCCAAACGGCACCGUCAUGGCUCGCUCCGAUGGAAACGACCAGCCGAAUCUCACCAUCAGCACGCGCAGCUUCAGCCUAGAGCUGCUCAUCCACUCGCCCGUGCAGGACAUGUACCUAUGCUUCAACAGAUCAAGACUGGUUGGCAGGCGAUUGACACGAUUCCAGGCGGAGAAACAACCCAACUGCCUAUUCAAAGAGGAAUUUACGACAGACGGCUACAACAGAUACCACUUGGUGAAGAACGAAGACCGUUACAUCGGGUUCAACGCGCGAGGGGUCCAGUUGCGGCGCAACUUGAAGAACCUACCGAAGCGACUGCACAAGUGCACCGGUUUCAUGAAGAUGGCCCCCGAGUUCGACAUUACCAAACACAACCUCGUCAUAGCCCAACAUGCAGGAGAUUCCGUGCCCAAGUGGCGCCCUCUUCGUAGACUCCGGCCCCCACCGCAGAACUCUAUCAAGACUCCCUGUCACGGCGUCCGCCACAACCACGGCAGACAUAUUAAGCGAAGGAACUGCCAUGGCACGUAGAAAACUUACCCUGUUAUUAGAAGUUCAUUUACGCUUUAACGCUUCGCGCGUUCCGUUGCCAGCAGUCGAUGGACAUUGUGAGUGGGCAGAGUAUUAGUCAACUAUCGCAGUAUUAUUACAGUGUCGAGGACUGGAUAGCGUUAAGUUAGUGGUCGCGGUGGCCGCGGCGUUUCAAACGCCGCAUGAAUGGUAGCUGAAGCGAGCGAGCAAACAUUUGAAUGGGGAUAAAAAAGCCGUGCCGGGACGAACGUCCGGAGCUGUGAAAUUCCUUAAGGUCGUGUAACAUCGUGGCGCGUGUUUGCUCGGCCCUGGGCGGACUCAAGCUCUAAAAGGAAAAAAGGUUUUCUGUGGCAAGAGCAAAUAGUAGUCUCGUUGGCCAGGAGUCUUCAGACAGACCACCGCUGAACUGCUCGCUCGAGGAAGCCUUGAGGGUUGUGUCGUCAUCCACGUGAUAGCGUUUAGUUGUUGCGACUCUCAUUGCUCCGGCUGGCUCGCCAUCAUUGUAGCAAAAACGCCUUUACGUCAAUUCUCAGUGUGUUAUUAUUUAAAACGCUUUACUGUUAAGUACGAAUCGUGUUAUGCUUGUAAAUAUAAUAAAAGAUAAUUUGUGUUUACUUAUUUAUCAAAAGCGUUAAUCAAACAUUUGUAAACGUAGAUGUUAGUUGUAAAAUUGUAUUAAAACGUUUUGUAUUUAAUAAUGGGUAUUUAAUCUAUCCGACCAACCGCUCUCUUGUGAUUAGCUACAGUUGAUCCGACCUACAUUUUCUUAAUUAUAUUUUAAUUAAACAUCUUUCCAGCUUUGAUUAUACAAAAUUGAUUAUCUUCAGCUAUGUGUAUGACUUUGAUUGUAUGUUUUGAGCGAUAUGUACAUAUUAUUUUAAGAGUUCGUCUGAGAGUGAUAGGUUUCUGAAUCUCUAUUUCGUUAAUAUUAGUCUGAUUUCUCGAUUUAUAGUGAUGCCUUUAAUUUUGGGACAGCUUGCAAACUGGGUGUAUCACCCAAGGUUACUCAAGGGCGUCACACCAAUAGUUUCUGUUAACUGUUUUCCUUACCGUAAAUUCAAGAAAAUCAGCCAUUAUUAUUGUUUAUUUAAUAAGAUCUGUGCCAUAGUGUGGUGGCAAUGUCCGACUUUGUGUUCGCAUUGUAUCUAGUGUUUUAAGUUUAUGUCUGUAAACUACGAAUAGAUAAAAAAUGUUAAACAUAAGACAAAUAACUGAAUUUAAAUAUUAGUGUAUCCUGUACCCAGUGUAUAUUCAAAUUAAAGAUAAUAUAUUCGAAUUAAUGUCGCUGAAAUUGUUUCUCUUCAGUCAGUGUGAACGUCUGUCGUUGCUUUACAUUCCUCCAUAUUCCAUAGAGUAAAGUAUUCAAUAAAGACAUUGAGACAUUCCAAACAAUAAAUUGUAUAAUAAUUUACAAAAUAUGCGCUUAAAUACAUAAUAAAUUUGUUAAUAAUGUGACACUGUCUACUUUAUAACUGUGUCUAAAUAUAAGUAUUCAGAUGCUGAGAACGAAAUCAUAUAAUUGCUAAGAAAAAUUACGAAAUUAAAUCAUAUUUAACUCGCAA
This is a messenger RNA of Pectinophora gossypiella (pink bollworm), 3071 nucleotides long. RefSeq lists its product as uncharacterized. Gene Ontology annotation, biological process: cell differentiation; positive regulation of cell population proliferation; animal organ morphogenesis. Lineage: Eukaryota; Metazoa; Arthropoda; Insecta; Lepidoptera; Gelechiidae. Gene Ontology annotation, cellular component: cytoplasm. The record is from RefSeq and is a predicted model, not a curated record. Gene Ontology annotation, molecular function: growth factor activity; type 2 fibroblast growth factor receptor binding; type 1 fibroblast growth factor receptor binding. The coding region runs from base 745 to 1509 and encodes 254 amino acids. The transcript is spliced from 6 exons.